Molecule: messenger RNA, 1150 nt
Organism: Penaeus indicus
Lineage: Eukaryota; Metazoa; Arthropoda; Malacostraca; Decapoda; Penaeidae
Product: histone PARylation factor 1-like
Exons: 6
Coding region: 60-1088 (342 amino acids)
Biological process (GO): regulation of protein ADP-ribosylation; DNA damage response
Cellular component (GO): nucleus
Molecular function (GO): histone binding; poly-ADP-D-ribose binding
Source: RefSeq, a predicted model, not a curated record
AGUCCUAGAACACCGAGUGACUCCGUGACUCUGGUGAGGUGCGUGACAGCCGCUGCACGAUGAGUGACCCCGAGACGGAAUACCAAAAUGACCCCAGGACGGCUUGCAAAUAUGGUGAAUCGUGCUAUCAGAAGAACCCUCAGCACCACAGUCGAUUCAAGCACCCGCCCAAGAGGAAACUGGAAUGCACUGAAAGCGAAACGGAAGAUCUAGUUCCUAAAGGGAAGAAAUGCAAAACAGAUGAUAAUGAAGAAAAUGAUUCUGACUCGGGAGACAAUUUUGAAGUUCCUUCCAUUGACGAAGAUGAAAACAAAGCAAACACUAGCCAGCCAGAGGAAGAUGCAGCUGAAUCCCCUGUUCAUGAGUUGGAGGUAGCUGCUUCACCAGAAAAUGUUCGGGAGAGCAUUGAGCAGAAGUUUCUUAUGGAUAUGCCAGAUGAUUUCUUUGAUUUCUGGGACCUUUGCAAGACCCUUAACAAAGAAAAACCUGAAGAAGCAUUCAUCAAAGCUGACAUCACCCUGGUUGGCCCAUAUGACAUCCUCUCAGGCAAGCUGAAAAAUCUUAAGACCAGAAAAAUAUCAAGUUAUGUUUGUCACUGGCGGUAUUAUUAUGACCCACCUGAGUUCACAACUGUGAUAGCAGGAGGCAAAGAUGAAUAUCACAUUGGAUAUUAUCGAGAUGAUUGCUUCCUCUUGCCAGCUUUUGUUGGUUCAAUGUCCUCUGUCAAGCCUGGCAGUAUUACCCUAAUGGGAGGGAACAUAUUUAGUGCUGUCAGCAUAUAUCUGUCACAGAAGAUGAAGGCUGAGAACCCUUUCAAGAAAAUAACUCUGCAAAGGCUGCAACAAGAGGUAGACAGCUAUGCAAAGUCAAAGAAACAUUCACUGGAGCAGAGGCCAUCUUCUAUGCAAGAACGUUCAAAAAAGGUGGUCAGUAAGUGCUUUCAUGGGGCAGGCAUUGUGGUCCCAGUGCACAAUGAUGUUGGCUACAGGCCCAUCCCAGAAACAAAUGGUAAGCUGAAUCUUAAUAAUAGUCUGCUAAGCCAUUGCCCUUUUAUUUUUUCCAGGAUAUAUUGUUACUUAUUUGAAUAAGAAAAAUAUGGAUUCUGUUAUAAGCAACUGAACGAAAAAGUUAAGAUUCUAUUUAUUGCCUC